UACUGAUGCUGCUGCUCGUAUAGUCGCAUCUAUCCUGGGGGCCUCCUCCCACUCAUCACAGCUCGAGAUUCCGCAUCACGAGCCUUUCAUUUUUAUCGUAGAAAAGUCCCGUCUCUCCGCAGCACUGCAUCGGAAUAAGGGCUCAAUGAAAAAAAUCUUCUUCAACUGAAUUUUAACUCACAUAUCGGCGACAUUCGUGACUGAGAGAGGGAAACCGGUGGGUUUUUUUUUUUUUUUUUUUAAUUUUGCAUCAGCGCAAAAGGAAGUUAUGUUCAUUCCAGUCGCGCGCGGGGAUGCUGAGAUGCGUCGUGUUUAGCGCACGGAACCCCGAUUUAUUCGGCCAGACGGGAGAAAUAAAAGGACCAGUAUGAGACACAUUUUUAACUUUGUCUGAUAUCGAUUUGGAUUCGCUAAAGAGCAUUUGAUUGGAGCAUCGGGAUGUUUUGACGGGUUCGGGAAAUCUCCAAACAGGUUACUGAAGAUUUCGCCCUCAAGUGAACCACAUCCAAGCCAAAACAAUUAAAUAAAAAAUAAAGCACCGACAGAGAGCAGUUUGAAAGGAGGCCAACCAGCCACACUGCACAGGAUUUAAAACUAUCGUCGCUUUAACAUCUUUUCGCACCUUCAAGGAGAAUAGAUUUUAACCGAGAUGAAAGUUUUCCCGGCAGUAUUGUUUCUUAUCACAUUUUGGAGUCUGGAGUGGGAGCCUGUGCUCCCCGAUUCAAUUAUUCACAUAGGGGCCAUUUUCGAUGAGUCUGCCAAAAAGGACGAUGAGGUUUUUCGUCUGGCGGUGGCAGAUCUCAAUCUUAACAACGAGAUCCUGGAGACUGAGAAGAUCACAGUAUCCGUGGAGUUUAUAGAUGGGAACAACCCUUUCCAGGCAGUGCAGGAAGCUUGUGAGUUGAUGAACAGAGGAAUCCUAGCCCUGGUCAGCUCCACUGGCUGUAUGUCCGCAGGCUCGCUGCAGUCUUUGGCUGAUGCCAUGCACAUCCCUCACCUCUUCAUCCAGAGGGCACCUGGGGGCACUCCUCGCUGUAGCUGCCCACCCACCAGUCACUCUCAGCCAGAUGACUACACACUUUUUGUGCGACCACCCGUCUACCUAAAUGAUGUCAUUUUCCAUGUGGUGAUGGAGUACACAUGGCAGAAGUUCAUUAUCUUCUAUGACACAGCCUAUGAUAUCCGGGGGAUACAGAACUUCCUGGACCAGACGUCUCAGCAGGGCAUGGAUGUGUCUCUCCAGAAGGUGGAAUCCAAUAUUAACAUGAUGAUCACCGGAAUGUUCCGCACCAUGAGGGUGGAGGAGCUACACCGCUACAGGGACACACUGAGGCGUGCUGUACUGUUCAUGAGCCCUGCCACUGCCAAGGCCUUCAUUACAGAGGUGGUGGAAACUAAUCUUGUGGCUUUUGACUGCCACUGGAUCAUCAUAAAUGAGGAGAUUUCAGACCAGGAUGUGCAGGAGUUAGUAAUGAAGUCUAUAGGUCGACUGACCCUGGUGAGACAGACCUUCCUUCUCCCACAGAACACCAGCCAGCGUUGCAUCAAGAGCAACCACCGCAUCAACGCCUCCCUCUGCGACCCCAAAGACCCAAAGGCACACAUGUUAGAGAUCACCAACCGCUACAUCUAUGAUACGGUGCUGCUUCUGGCCAACACCUUCCACAGGAAGCUGGAGGACAGAAAAUGGCACAGCAUGGCGAGUCUUUCGUGUAUCCGCAAGGGCUCCAAACCGUGGCAGGGUGGCAAAUCCAUGCUGGAAACUGUGAAGAAGGGAGGAGUAAGUGGUCUCACCAGCUUGCUGGAGUUUAAUGACAAUGGCACCAACCCCAACAUCUACUUUGAGAUCCUGGGCACCAACUACGGAGAGGAACGUGGCCGCGGAGUCAGCAGGCUCGCGACGUGGGACCCAGUCCAUGGACUGAAUGGAACUUUGACUGAUCGGAAGUUGGAGAACAACAUGCGUGGGGUUGUCCUACGGGUGGUCACUGUUCUGGAAGAACCUUUUGUGAUGGUCUCUGAAAAUGUACUUGGGAAGCCCAAGAAGUACCAGGGCUUCUCAAUUGAUGUGCUGGAUGCUCUGGCAAACUACCUUGGCUUCAAGUAUGAGAUCUACGUGGCUCCUGAUCACAAAUAUGGCAGCCAGCAGGCAGAUGGGACUUGGAAUGGUCUAAUUGGAGAGCUGGUUUUCAAGAGAGCAGAUGUGGGUCUCUCAGCCCUGACCAUCACUCCUGAGCGAGAGAGUGUGGUAGACUUCACCACUCGCUACAUGGACUACUCCGUGGGUGUGUUGCAGAAGAAGGCAGAGAGGACGAUGGAUAUGUUUGCAUGCCUAGCCCCCUUCGACCUCUCUCUGUGGGCUUGUAUAGCUGGCACAGUGCUGCUAGUGGGGACUCUGGUGUAUCUCCUCAACUGGCUAAACCCGCCCAGACUGCCAAUGGGAUCUGUCUCCUCCACCACCCUUUACAACUCCAUGUGGUUCGUCUAUGGCUCCUUCGUUCAGCAGGGUGGCGAGGUGCCCUAUACAACUCUGGCCACAAGGAUGAUGAUGGGGGUUUGGUGGCUGUUUGCACUGAUAGUCAUCUCCUCUUACACAGCAAAUCUGGCUGCCUUCCUUACCAUCUCCCGCAUCGAGAACUCCAUUCAGUCUCUACAGGACUUGGCAAAGCAGACAGACCUGCCGUAUGGCACGGUUCUAGACUCUGCCGUUUAUGACCAGGUUCGCAGCAAAAGCAUGAACCCUUUCGAGAGAGACCCUAUGUACUCGCAGAUGUGGAGGAUGAUUAAUCGAACAGGAGGAGCUGAAAACAAUGUAGAAGAAUCAAAAGAAGGCAUUCGCAAGGUGAAGUACGGGCAUUUUGCAUUUGUGUGGGAUGCAGCUGUGCUGGAGUAUGUGGCCAUUAACGAUGAGGACUGCUUGCUUUACACUGUGAGCAACAAUUUGGCUGACAGGGGCUACGGCAUCGCGAUGCAGCAUGGCAGUCCCUACAGGGACAUCUUCUCACAAAGGAUCUUGGAGCUUCAGCAAAAUGGGGACAUGGACAUCCUAAAACUGAAGUGGUGGCCACGGGAAAGUCCGUGUGACCUGUACUCUCCUGUGGGCACUCGGAAGACUGCCACCGCUUUGGACAUCCACAGCUUUGCAGGCGUCUUCUUUGUACUUGCGGCCGGUGUGGUGCUCUCCUGUCUGAUUGCUACUGUGGAGACCUGGUGGACACGGAGGAAGGGCUCCAGAGUGCCCUCCAAGGAGGAUGAUAAGGAGAUCGAUCUGGAGCACCUUCAUCACCGGGUUAACAGCUUGUGCACGGAGGAUGAGAGCCCCCACAAACAGUUCUCCACCUCCUCCAUCGACCUGACACCCCUGGAUAUGGACUCUCUUCCGGCUGCCCGGCAGGCCCUGGAGCAGAUCAGCGACUUUCGUAACACGCACAUCACCACCACCACCUUCAUCCCAGAGCAGAUCCAGACUCUCAGUCGCAGCUUCUCCACCAAGGCGGCUGCCGGAUUCGCCUUCGGGGCCGUGCAGGAUCACCGGACAGGGGGGCCUUUCCGACAGAGAGCCCCCAAUGGCGGCUUCUUUCGCAGCCCUGUCAGGACAAUGUCCAGCAUCCCAUAUCAGCCCACCCCAGCUCCCAACUUCAGCUAUGGCAAUGACCCAGACAGGGGCACCUCCAUAUAAACUAGAAUGGGCUUGGGUCUGUGAUUUGGAAACAAACACACGAAAGAAAUAUAUGUAAAUACAAAUGUUCAAUUUUGGUUGUCAUUUACUCUUGACUUUGGAUCUUGGUGAUGGAGUGCAGAUUACUUGUCCUGACUGAACUCGUCAAUGAGAUUAGGAUGGAAUAAAAUGAUCAUUAUCGUCUUUGUGGUUGUCUGGAGAUUUCCUCUGUGAACAAAAUACCUUUUUUGACACAUACAAUUUUUGAUGAUCUCAUUUGUGGGGAGAGCAAAGAGACUGCAUCAGAUGUUGCAAUGAUGGUGUGUUCACCUUUUUGUUUUGUUUGAAAAAAACAAACUCUGCCAAGUUUUCCACAGAUCUGCAAUAACUCUAAUUCAAAGAAUCUUGUCAACUUGUUGACUGAAUCUUGCUUCUUGCUCUUCUCAGUGUUCAGUUAAUAUUCAGUACUCCCUCUAGUGGAGCAAUUAAACAUGGCAGCCGAGACUGCACCGCUAACAUCAGAGAAAGCACCAGGCAACCUUUGAAGUGUAGGACUGUGGCUUUUAUCUGCUGCCUUGGAACUGCACCAGUGUGUUUCUGAGGACUUCUCUUCCUCUCUGCCAUCUCCCUGAAGAUGAGAUCUACAUUAAGUCUUUAAAGGACUCUGUAGGAAAGAUUGACUGAACUUUAUUAAAAAAAAAAAAAUUAGUAUACAGGAGAAAGGAUGAAACAAAUGCUACUAAAUGUCUCCUACUGACUUUAAGUAUAACAAAUCUUAAAUGUGUGGAAUGUGUCUUAGUUCUCUCUUUUAUUUUAUUAUUAUUAUUAGUUUUGAAAUUGCUUCAGUGCCAUCAUCUUACUUUGGUUUGCACCAAGAAACCAACAAAGGUUUGUAUUCACGUCUGUAGCUGUAAUCCAGGAUUCAACAAAAACACUGCAUUGUGUAGAAUAGCUUCAUUGUAUAUGCCACAUGCUUGCAGCUCUACAUCAUACAUUUUGGAGAUCACUGAGUGAGAGUUUUUAAAUGAAUUCUUAACACAAGCCUUAGAAGAAGGGGCUGUUUUUUACUUAUCAAAUGUCAGUCCUCAACUGAAUACAACGCCAUCUGAAAAAGCUGACACGGUGGCCACUUUUGAGGGCGUUAUCUGAAAUAUCUUUCGAUUUCAUUUCAUAAAUGUUAAGGGGAAAUAUUUAUCUAACUUUUUUUUAAGUGCUAAUUGUUUAAACAAGGCCAUCAAAGUGUGGUAAGAGUAAAAAAAAAAAAUUAAACAUUUUGAGAACAAAAAACAAACAUCCUUUUCACUAACAAACUGUAUUAAUAUUUACUAAUGUUAGUCAUUUAGAUUGAGCUUUCAGUUUGUUAUCCUCUGACUAAUUCGCAAAUGUUUUGUGAGAACAGCAACAGUGUUUUGAGGCAAGCCUAUAGGUGUACUUUUCAAGAUAUGAUUACUGAAAGACUAUAGAAGCUAUUUUUAUUAAGUAUCAGUUUAAAGAUUAUUUAGAAUAAAUGAAGAGACAUUCAAAUGUAUAUUUUACAUGCAGAUAAUUUUUGUUGGGUUAAAGAAGAUAUAGAGUAUACUGUAAUAUCUGAGCUUGUAAAGCUCAGUUAGCCACUAUCACUUUACAUUAAUUUCUCCAGUCUCUCUGCAGUAAGGCAUUGUCAUUUGACUUCAUUUCAUUUUGAUUUCUUAAUUUAUCAAAAAGGAGGCAAGGGUUUUUUUUCUGUAAAAGAAGCAUGCAAAACCUGCUAUACAUUUCUUUUAUUUCAUACAUAGAAUUGUACAGGAUUACUUCAUUUUCAACUGAUUAUAAUGUACAGUAUUUAAUAUAGGCCUAUUUUGUUGUAUGUGUUGCAUAUUAUUCAAAUGGAACAAACUGAGGCCUCUGUUACAAG
Messenger RNA from Xyrauchen texanus (razorback sucker), 5552 nucleotides. Its product is annotated as glutamate receptor ionotropic, delta-2-like. The transcript is spliced from 16 exons. The record is from RefSeq and is a predicted model, not a curated record. Bases 650 to 3679 code for a protein of 1009 amino acids. Gene Ontology annotation, cellular component: plasma membrane; postsynaptic membrane. Gene Ontology annotation, biological process: synaptic transmission, glutamatergic; monoatomic ion transport; modulation of chemical synaptic transmission. Gene Ontology annotation, molecular function: glutamate-gated receptor activity; transmitter-gated monoatomic ion channel activity involved in regulation of postsynaptic membrane potential. Lineage: Eukaryota; Metazoa; Chordata; Actinopteri; Cypriniformes; Catostomidae.